Messenger RNA from Atta colombica, 1251 nucleotides. RefSeq names its product GTP-binding protein Rit2 (gene Ric). Lineage: Eukaryota; Metazoa; Arthropoda; Insecta; Hymenoptera; Formicidae. Bases 336 to 1061 code for a protein of 241 amino acids. Gene Ontology annotation, molecular function: GDP binding; GTPase activity; GTP binding. The record is from RefSeq and is a predicted model, not a curated record. The transcript is spliced from 5 exons. Gene Ontology annotation, biological process: Ras protein signal transduction. Gene Ontology annotation, cellular component: plasma membrane.
AACACACGCGCGUUGUCAUUCUUGGCGAAUUUGUGUUGAUCAGCGCGCGUUCCAGUCGACAGACGUUAAGUCAUGUUAUGCGGUACCACGAGGACCUGAAGCUGAACGUGUUUCUCCCACGCGUUAAACAUGAGUCACAGCGUCGUCCGCGACGUCCAUCGCUCAACAGUCGCCGGCAAUAACACGGGUGUGUCCAUUGAAUUGGUCGCGCUUCGAUACGAUGCGAUCAAGUGUGCCAGUCGCCGCCUCGUCGUAGGAUAAGUGUGUCGGCGCUCGUCGCGGGUAUCAGGCCACGUACGUAGAACGUACGUAUAAUAAUACCUACGCACGCCGGUAUGCUCGGCCGACCAGCCACCACGAUGACUACGGCGACGACGGCGGCUGGCAUCCCGUAUGACAAGAACGUUGCCUGCAACGGCAAGGACGACAUACGGGUGCUAACGCAGCCUACCAUCAGAAGCGGACUCAGGGUGUACAAAAUCGUGGUGCUGGGCGACGGCGGUGUUGGCAAAUCAGCUGUCACUUUGCAGUUUGUCAGUCACAGGUUUUUAGACUAUCAUGACCCUACAAUAGAGGAUUCAUAUCAGACACAAGUAGUUAUCGAUGGCGAGGCAGCUCUCCUGGAUAUUUUAGACACAGCUGGACAGGUGGAAUUCACAGCAAUGCGGGAGCAAUAUAUGAGAUGCGGCGAAGGUUUUAUGAUAUGUUACUCGGUAACAGAUAGACAUAGUUUCCAAGAGACAAUGGAGUACAGAAAACUAAUAUCACGUGUUCGCGCUAAUGAGAACAUUCCUCUGGUGGUAGUUGGCAAUAAGUUUGAUCUACAACAUCAUCGAAAGGUGACCACGGAGGAAGGCAAGGCAUUGGCGGAAGAACUCGGUUGUCCGUUUUACGAGACAUCCGCCGCUCUCAGACAAUUCAUAGACGAUGCAUUUUUCUCACUGAUCAGGCAAAUUCGCACUAAAGAGAGAUCCCGCAGACGCAGCCGAUGGUGGCGAAUUCGCUCGAUCUUCGCCUUUAUUUUCCGACGAAAGAGAUAUACUUCUCACCGUACUGCGUAAAACUGAUUUUUGAUGAUAAGUUCUUCACUAGAGAGAUUGUUGUCGAAAACCGACAAACGAUAGCAUUGACGGAAGUAAUAUCAUAGCAAGCCACAACGAAAUAGAUAUUGCCCAUAACUUUAAUUUACGCGAUACAUAGUUACCCUUAUUUAGAGACUGACAAUUCAUUAACAUUUCACUGCCUUAUCAU